UAAAAUAUUAAUUCAUAAAAUGGAGCUAAAUCAAGUAAAUAAGAAGAAGAAAUGCAGAGGUCUGAAUUGCCAAAGAAUAAGGAAAUACUACUGCAAUGACCACAAGGAGCAGCUCUGCUUAGAAUGCUGCAGUGCAGUCCACUACCAGUGCUGCAAAACCAGAAUAGAAGAGCCUGAAGAAUUAGACCAUGUGAUGAGACUUCUUUUCAAUUACAUCAAAUCUUUGAAAAAGAAAGCUAAUGACUUUGGAUUGCUUGAAAAAAUUCAGGGUCUUGAGGUGGCUUUAGAAGAAAUCUCUCAAGACUUCACCACUUACCAAGAAGCAGCUACUAAAGCUAUUAGAAAUGAUGCGUUCUUGGAGUACGGAGAAAUUCUAGAAGCAUUCCAAAAGAUGCAGUCAGAAAUCUUACAUGGAAAGUAUAAGAAUGGAAUCAAUGGAUGCAACCCAAUCUCAAAGCUUCUCCAAGACAGUGAGCUGCACUUCAUCUCAAAUGGAGGUGAAUAUAUCUCAAAAGAAAAGAUUAAGAGCACAUAUGAGUACACUUCAGCUAUCAGAGAGAUUUCCAAAAGAAACAAACAAAUCAUGGAACAAAAGAAGAACGAAGAGCUCAAAAAGAUGGAGGAAGAAAUUGAAGAGAAGUACAAACUCCAGUUUGAAUCAGUGAUCACUGACCUACAGUCUAAACUAACUGCUCAAGAGGCCUCUCUCUCCGAAGAACAGAAGGCUAAAGACACUCUACAGACCUCUAAUGCUGCUCUUUCUAGCCAAGUGGAGGACCUGACCGCCGAGAACGCCAAGAUAGCAGAAGAACUUAAGGAGAACCUUGCGCUUGUAGAGCAGCACGAAGAGGUUAUUUGUAAGGUAGGAAAGCCGGCUUGCAAGGAGGUUUAUAAGAGAGUUAUGGGAGCAGAUGUUAGUUUUGAUGAAGGAUAUGUGGUGAAUUUGGAUAUGAAGCAAGAGAAAGCGAAGAAAGUGGUCAAGGAGUUUGCAGAUUUGAAACUUAUAUUGCCCAAGAUUAAAGGGAUUAGGUUGGAGUGUAUAAAGGAAUGAGAGGAGAGUCUGAUUUAUGAGUUUGUGAAGUAUUGUUGUCCGAGCUCAAUUCCUUGCUUGUGAAUCAAUCGUUAUAAUAAUGGAUUAAUACCUCAAGAUUCUAAAAUCAUUAAAGAAAUAAAUACAGUUUUGCAGAAUGUUACCGAUGAGGUUUGCAUAAAUCAUUUCAGUAUUAGCUCAGAAGAUAUUUCUGAUGUAUUCAGAAACAGUUGGAAUUCCAAAACAUUAAUGCUUAGAGUUUGAAAACUUAACACAAAAGAUGACAUGAACUUUGAAAAUGAACAACAUCAAUCAAAAAUAGAAAAAUUAGACUUUAGCUGGGGAGGGAGUAGCGAAUUAAAUUCAGAUCCAAACAAUUUUGAAGAAAUGUUCACUCACAUAAUCAGCGCAAUCAGUAAAUCUAGCAUCAAAACCUCCCUAAAAUCCAUCAACAUCGGCUUAAACUCCAUCUCCACCUCCAAAAUGACCUCUCUACUAACCUCCCACUCAAUGUCCCACAUCCAGAUCCUCUCCUCCAACAACGACCCCCAAAUCUAGCCCAAAAUCCCAAUUUCCCAAAUUUCCAAUCCCAUAAAAUAAAUUUCAACCUAUAUCUCU
Moneuplotes crassus is the source of this 1648-nucleotide messenger RNA. The record is from the annotation of a GenBank genome assembly. Lineage: Eukaryota; Ciliophora; Spirotrichea; Euplotida; Euplotidae.